Molecule: messenger RNA, 3147 nt
Organism: Bradysia coprophila
Lineage: Eukaryota; Metazoa; Arthropoda; Insecta; Diptera; Sciaridae
Source: RefSeq, a predicted model, not a curated record
UUUAAACGAAACAUUCACAGACGGCGUUUUUCUCCGCGUUGAAAAUAUCAGUAACCUCUGAACCAUUAUUUCGUUGCUUUCACUUCCAAUAAUUUGCAACGAAAACUUUAUCAAGUAGGCAAAUGUUAAACGUUUAUUCAGUUUAUUAUAUUUUAUAUAUAAAUACCCUCGGUCUAUGUCAAAUAAAUCGGUUCUUUAAAUAUAGCGACUAAAUACAAAUAUUGUAUGUGUAUCAUAUAUAUAUAUAUACAUAUACCGCAACCGACACCGCAAGCAAGUUCAACACGACCAAUCGAUAUCUAUAAUAGUUUCUAGGACAACCGGUACAAUAAACAAAGGAAAAUACUUUGGCACUCAGUCGAAUUUCAGCACCAUACACUUUUAUCCAUUCAACAUUGACGUAACAACCAUUGACACAUCCAGAGGAACAAGUCAUUCUUUCAAAGUAUAAAAAAAAUAAGAGGAAAAAACCCGUUUAAUUUAUUUUUUCCGAGUUUUCAUCCGUUUUUCCCUUUUGUGUUCAAAAAUGCUUGUGUAUGACUGUGUACGUAUAUUAUAUCUGAAAAAAAAACCGACUUGUGUGCAAACACUCAAAAUGUAAAAUCUAAUAAAUUUUUGAACGUGCUCGAAAACAGCCAUACAACAAAAAAGUAUUCCAGUUUAACUGGGAGCUAAUUUAUAGCGAAAAUAAUUUCCUUCCCAACGUGUAUAUACAUCCAACGGUUUUAUUGGUACAUUGGCAUUUUCGCAUAUUACAUGUGUAAGGACUAAAAGGGCUCUUUUUAUUUCUAUUCGUGGAAGUUUAUGAAGGGAACACACAUUGGAAUAUAAAUCAUCGAAAUGGUUCAAUGGCAAAUGUACUGUCCGGAACAAAUAAUUGUUCCACAAAAAUUUCCAAAUAUAUUGAAAACAUAUGCGAAAGCUGUAAUUAGAACACAACCGUACGAUUUAUUGCGAUGGUCAGCCGCCUAUUUCAGAUGUCUGGCAUUAAAUUUACCACCUCCAGUUAAAGUACGAUUGGAGAAGGAAAGUCGAUUCGGUAAAUUGACCAAAGGAUACCUACGAGUUUUGGUGGAGCAGUUGGGAAAAGGAUUCUUCGUUCAGCGGGAUGUGCUUCAAAACUCGUGGACAACACUAUCGCUGCCGGAAGAAGAUCUACUCAAAUUUCUGUCAUUAUGUCGAAUGUUACAUUGGUCUCAGAUACAUUGGUUGGAACUAUUUGCUGUCAUGGUUGGAUCACUCAAUGACAAUUUCCAGUCAACAGUACAAAUGCUGUUUGAACUACUAACCGAUGAUCCAGAAGGUGGCCCUAGCCCGAUUCCGAGCUGGAUGUUCAACGUUUGUUAUUCCUUUAUAGCGAAAAUGGAUUGUUCCAGGCCACAAUCGUUUGUAAAUGGGAGAAAAGUGUUAGGAGAUAACAAACUUGAAGACGAGAACAUAGAGCCAGAUCCACCGAAAAUUUAUUCACUUGAUCUCUUCCGUUAUGCUCUGAUCGAAAGAUUUAUCCAAAAUGAGCAAUACAGACAGUUCGAGGAGAAUGAUACGUUUGACGCUGAGUCGCAAAAAAGUUUCUUUUCGAAUCAUACAAAUGUGACCACAUCGUUCAACUUUGUUGGACUCGAUGAACGAGAGAAUGUGGCUAAUCAAGCCAAAGAUUUCAAAAGUGUUUUGGUUUUUCUAGAUGAGGCACAAAGAGAAACGUGGACCAAGUUCAACGAUCGCGAAAAAAAGGAUAAAAUCAUUCAACAUUUACUGAUUGAAAAUAAGGUUAAGAAAGCUAUUGACACUCCGCGCAACAAAGAUAAUGCUUCCGAAGCAGCAAUGGAUGAAAGUGCACCUUCCACUGUACGUACGGGUCUCAGUGCCAGUAUGAAAUUCAUUGGCAACUUGAAAAACCCGUACGAAGGUACUAAUAAAAUACCGGACACCGAUUGCGUUUUGAUGGCUUUAAGCAAAGAACAAAAGAAUACUCUCCGCAAUGUAACCAAACGUCAAACCGGCGACGAAAGAAUCAAAGAAGAAUUAUUCCGGGAUUUGUCAACUGCCAGAGAUGCACAGAACGCUGACAAUGCCUCUGAAAGUGAGCAACAUGCGAACAGCGUCGAUUUAACCAAGGGCCUAGAGCUACCAUGGGCAUGGAUGUAUCAAUUCGCUGCAGUGCCUCAAAGUGAAAAAUCUUAUAAUUUUGUUGAAGAUGACUCCACUCCAACGGACCGAACUCCGAAUCUUUUAACGGAUGGAAGUUUUGAUUUUUGUGCUGGUCAUUUCAAAGACGAUGUUUCCGACUUCGAUGAACCGCCACUUCAAACUGGCAAAACGGACGAUACCGAUGAAAAAUUUGUUGUAGUUAUGGGUCUGAUUGAUGAUCUGAUGGAAGAAAUUGGUACUGCCAUCAGUAAAGGAAAUUGUGAUAUCAAAAAUGUAGAGAGCAUAUGCUCAGUUAUGUCUGGAAAUCGGUUCGAUGGUAAGAAGGAUCCGAUUAAAGUGAUUACUGAAGUGUUGCAACAAGCUGAUGAGAGUAAAACUCAGUUUGAAAAUGUGGACGAAUUGGGAAAGUACUUGAAGGAGAAAUGUUCAAUUGAUCCGUUGAGCAAGAGACUAAUGGAAUGCGAUAUACCGAUUGACGAAAACAUCGCAACUAAGGUCGUACCCGACGACAUGAUAUUGGGAUUAGUCGAGCCAAAUGCGGAAACAACUGAAUCCGCUGUGUUGGAAAAUCAAAACGGUGAUAGUCGACACUCUCCAGUGAGUAUUACAUCCGAAGAGCGUAGAGAAAACAUACGCAUGGUUGACGGCUUUAUAACAGACGCUAUCGACGAAAUACCAGAAUCGGAUAGAGAAAGCGACGAAAAAUGUUUACCAACAUUCAAUUGUGAUAUGCCAGCUCUACCGGGUAUUGGACAAGCAUGCUCACCAAAAACAAUGGAUGCUUUUCUCGUUUAUAUUCUAUCACAAGCUCGCGCUGAAAAGGGUAUGGUUUAUCCACGUUUUCUGAAAGAACCAAAUUGUCCGGCUAUGAUGAAUAGUUUAAAUUAGCAACGUAGACUUUCGCACAACCUAAAAUUUAUACCAAUCACUGUGUUUUUGUCGGUAAUCUAUAUUUCAUGUUGCCAUUUUCCAAUAAAUCAAAUUAUUAGCAGAGAAAAA